AUGUCAACCAGAUCGAUUGUACUUGGAGGUGGUUGUUUUUGGGGUUUGGAUCAUAUAUUCCGUAAACAACUAACAGGUAAAGGUUUAAUUAAUAUAGCAGUCGGAUAUGCAAAUGGUGAUCCAUCAGUUAAAAAUGUAACUUACGAAAAAGUAUGCAGUGGGAAGACUAAUUUUGUUGAAGUUGCCAAACUAGAAUAUGAUUCAAAAAAAUUACCAACUUCAGAAAUUUUAGAUUUAUUUUUCAAAAUUCAUGACCCUACAACAGUAAAUUCACAAGGUCCUGAUGUUGGAACUCAAUACAAAUCAGCUAUUUUCACAACUGACGAUGAGCAAUUGAAGUUAGCUAAGGAAAUUAAAGAAAAAUUUCAGAAGGAAUGGUAUCCUAAUCAAAAAAUUGCCACCAUUAUUGAACCAUUGAGAAUAUUUGUUGAUGCUGAAGAAUAUCAUCAAAAUUAUUUGAAUAAAAACAAAGGAGGAUAUGAAUGCCCUACUCAUUUCAUUAGGACAAAACCUAAGGUUUGA
Messenger RNA from Lodderomyces pseudojiufengensis, 522 nucleotides. It is a transcript of the gene MXR1, whose product is annotated as peptide-methionine-S-sulfoxide reductase. Gene Ontology annotation, cellular component: cytoplasm. Bases 1 to 522 code for a protein of 173 amino acids. The record is from RefSeq and is a predicted model, not a curated record. NCBI's taxonomy places the organism in Eukaryota, Fungi, Ascomycota, Pichiomycetes, Serinales, Debaryomycetaceae. The transcript has a single exon. Gene Ontology annotation, biological process: cellular response to oxidative stress. Gene Ontology annotation, molecular function: peptide-methionine (S)-S-oxide reductase activity.